Messenger RNA from Phytophthora sojae, 222 nucleotides. RefSeq lists its product as hypothetical. The annotation marks the transcript as partial. The record is from RefSeq and is a predicted model, not a curated record. The transcript has a single exon. NCBI's taxonomy places the organism in Eukaryota, Oomycota, Peronosporomycetes, Peronosporales, Peronosporaceae.
CGCAGUCGUGUCCCUCAAGACGUUCUCGCGGCACUACCGAUGCAGAACGGAAAAUCCGUGUGCCCCAAGUUUUUAAGCCGGUCUGGUUGCUCUCCCCGCUCCCCAGAACGUUGUUCUUACGGUCGCGCCCAUUUCGUUCCAGAGAAGCUCGAACCCGUGGUGCGUCAGUACAUUAUCGAGAGCAUGGGCGGCCUUCGGCGAGACAUGCCCCAAGAUCAAUGA